AUGACCGCUUCGCAGCUCGCCGCCGCUGGCGAGCCAGAUGCUGAAAAAGCCUUCUUCGUCGCUGAUUUGAGCCACGUGCUCCACCAACACAAGAGGUGGAAAGCGUAUCUCCCCGAGAUAGAACCCUUCUAUGCCAUAAAAUGCAACCCGGAUCCUUACGUCCUCCGCCUUCUUGCGGGCCUCGGAACUGGUUUUGAUUGCGCGUCCAUGGGCGAGAUUUCGCGAGUGACGCAGCUUGGCGUGGAUCCCUCUAGAAUAAUUUUUGCCAACCCGUGCAAGGCAGCGUCCUUCAUUCGCAACUCUGCCAAGGCAGGCGUCGACAUGAUGACGUUCGACAACACCGAUGAGCUGUUCAAGAUCGCUCGUGUUCACCCUGCAGCUAAACUCGUCGUCCGCAUUCUCACGGACGACUCGAAGAGCCUUUGCCGCUUGGGCCUCAAGUUUGGUGCGCCGCUUGUAACCGUCCCGGCGCUCCUCGAGAAGGCGAGGGAGCUGAAAUUGGAUGUCAUUGGCGUGAGUUUCCAUGUGGGAAGCGGGUGUUACGACUCGUCGGCCUUUGCAGAUGCCGUGAAACGCGCGCGCGCCACGUUUGACAUGGGCAAAGAAGCCGGAUAUGAGUUUACCCUACUCGACGUUGGCGGGGGAUUCGAGGAUGACACCUUCGAGGCGACGGCUUCUAUUCUCAAGGAUGCGAUCAGCGAGCAUUUCCCCGACAGGCAACACAUCAGGAUCAUAGCCGAGCCUGGGCGAUACUUUGUCUCGAAAGCGUUCAGCCUGGCAGCCAACGUGAUUGCGCGCCGCGCACCGCCUGCGGUCGAGGAAGGACGCGACGUCGAGGUGGAUCCCGAGCAGCCUAGCGUCAUGUACUACAUCAAUGACGGCGUCUACGGGGCAUUUAAUUGCAUUAUGUUCGACCACCAGGCUCCGCAGCCGUUCGUGCUAUCCCUUAACGGCUCGUUCCACGUCCCGGCAUCUGUGCCGCUCCGGGCGAGCAGCGUGUGGGGUCCGACGUGCGACUCGAUUGACUGUGUAUGCGCAGUGACGCCCCUGCCGACGACGCUGCAGGUGGGGGACUGGCUGGGGUUCGCAGACAUGGGCGCGUACACGAUCUGCGCGGCGAGCCAGUUCAACGGGUUCGAGGUCAGCAAGGUGAUUUAUACGGCGGGGGUGGGGCCGGGUGCGGCGGAGGUGCGGGAGGUGCUGAGGGCGUUUGAGGGCGAGAUAGUCGAGCGGGAUCUCUUGUGAUGGGAGAUGCCCGUGUGUGUACAGGACCCGGUGACAUGAUGGAUGUGGGUGAUGAUGCU
This is a messenger RNA of Postia placenta MAD-698-R-SB12, 1304 nucleotides long. RefSeq lists its product as hypothetical. Gene Ontology annotation, cellular component: cytoplasm. The coding region runs from base 1 to 1245 and encodes 414 amino acids. The record is from RefSeq and is a predicted model, not a curated record. NCBI's taxonomy places the organism in Eukaryota, Fungi, Basidiomycota, Agaricomycetes, Polyporales, Adustoporiaceae. The transcript is spliced from 3 exons. Gene Ontology annotation, molecular function: ornithine decarboxylase activity.